GACCCAACCUACCAGUUGCACUCUACAGGCGGCCAAGUCAAGUCACAGCUCAUGGAACCUCUAUUGCUACUCAUCCUCUCGUGUAACUCAACAAAAUUGAAGUACCUUUUGCCGUUGACGAUGAGAAAGUAAAGAACCAAGUGAAAGAAUCAUAUAAUUCCAACACAAAAGCAACUUCUCGAUAUGAAGAUUACCAUCUUGGUAUUAACGUGUGUCUUGGCUGCUAUUGUCUUGGAACCUGUCUUGGGCACUCGGGAAGAUGGAGAGUCUGGAGGGGCAGUGUCAUCAACGGUUCCACUGGUCGAGGUCGACCUCCUUAAAUCCUUAAAUAAUGACAAAGUAGGGAAUUCUAGCUCUGCUCGCCUGCCAAAGACCUUGUUCCCUGUUCACUACACCAUCAGACUACAGCCCUUCAUCAAUGGAAAUUUCAGCAUCCAUGGCAGCAUUGACAUUCGACUCAAGGUCCAAAAUGCUACAGAUAAAGUGGUGCUCAAUAUGGCCGACAUUGUUACCAGGAAUGAAUCCGUCACGGUUGUUGGUGAUGCCGCUCGUGACGAAGGGGUGAAGGUGGUGAGGCAGACCUUCGACCCGUUACUCCAGCUGUACACGGCCCACUUAGAGCGGGAGUUGGUGCCCUCGAGUACUUACACCUUCCACAUGGAGUUUGAAGGUCACCUUAAUGACAAGCUGGUUGGAUUCUAUCGCUCGGUCUACACUGAUGCUCAGGGCACUAACAGGCUUUUAGCUGCGUCACAGUUCUCGCCGACGGACGCGCGGAGAGCCUUCCCCAGCUUUGACGAGCCUAGCUUCAAGGCCACCUUCGAUAUCCACCUGGCCAGGCAGCGCAACAUGACCGCUCUCUCCAAUAUGCCGCUCAUAGUCUCCCAGCCCAUCGAGGGUGAGGAGGGCUGGGUGUGGGACACCUUCAACACCACGCUGCCGAUGUCGACGUAUCUGGUCGGCUUCCUCAUCAGUGACUUCUCAUACCUCGCCUCAUCAACGCUCAACCACACCCUCUUUAAAGUAUGGACUCGGAAGGAUGCCCUAGAUCAGGCUACAUAUGUCCGCGACACGGCUCCUGCAAUCCUCACCUAUCUGGAGGAUUACUUCAGUAUUCCCUUCCCUCUUCCCAAGCUCGACAUGUCUAGUGUACCAGACUUCAAAUUUAGCGGCAUGGAGAACUGGGGACUCAUUUUGUACAGGGAAACAGCUCUAUUGUAUGAUCCCUUGAAGAGCUCUGUGGACAACAAGCAGUCUCUGGGCUACGUCUUGGCCCACGAGAUAGCUCACCAGUGGUUCGGAAACCUGGUCACCCCUGCGUGGUGGUCAGAUCUCUGGCUCAAGGAAGGCUUUGCUACCUUCAUGGGCUAUGUUGGCCUCAAUGCUGCUGAGCCUACAUGGGGGUUGAUGGACCAGUUCGUGACUGAUAGCCUGUACACAGCCUUGAAACUGGACAGUCUGCAGUCCUCCCAUCCCAUCAGUGUACCAGUCAACCAUCCAGACGAGAUCAGUCAGAUAUUUGAUGCCAUAUCUUACAAGAAAGGAGCUUCUAUUAUAAGAAUGAUGCAACACUUCUUAUCAGAGCGCACCUUCAGGAAGGGAGUCACCAGCUACCUUAAUGCCUUCCAGUUGAGCAAUGCAGAGCAGGACGACCUUUGGCUGCACCUGACGCAGGCCGCCCACGAGGACGGAAGUCUUCCCGAGGAUCUGUCCGUCAAAGCCAUCAUGGACAGCUGGACCCUACAGGCAGGAUACCCCGUCAUCACCGUGGUCAGGAACGACACGUGUGCCACCCUCACACAGGAGUUGUUCUAUCUUGGAGAGACGAACACCAGCAGUCAACCAGGCUGGUGGGUGCCAGUCUCCUACACCACCCAGGUCAAGCCGGACUUCCAACACACGCAGCCCCAACUCUGGAUGACUCAGGAUAGAAAACCUGUAGCAAUACCAGGACUUCCGAACUUGACACACUGGAUCCUGGUUAACAUCCAAGAGAGCGGCUACUACCGAGUAAAUUAUGACAGCCUCACCUGGCAACUGCUGACGGCGCAGCUGGCCAGCAACCACACCAUCAUACACCUGGCCAACAGAGCCCAGUUACUGGACGAUGCUCUCACUCUGGCUCAAGCUGGUCUUCUCGACUACUCCACGGCGCUGACGGCGACCUCGUAUUUAGAGAAGGAGGAAGACUUGGUUCCCUGGCAAGCUGCUUUCCUCUCAUUCAAUUACCUCAUUGACAUGUUUGAACGUACUGCAGGAUAUGGCGUGCUCAGGGAAUAUAUGAGAACGUUGUUGGUGCCGCUGUAUGACUCCGUCGGGUUCGAGGAGGACCCGAGUGACUCUCACGUGAAGCAGUUUAAGAGGAUGCUGGCCCUGCGGUACGCCUGCAGGCUCCAGCAUCAGCCAUGUGUUGACAAUGCCACGCGCCUCUACGCUGCCUGGAUGCUCUCCUCCGCUAAUGAAAGCGUGGUGCCUGCCAACGCCCAGAAGACGGUAAUGUGUACGGGCAUCAGUGGAGGCGGGGAGGCGGCGUGGGCGGCCGCCUGGACCCGCUACACCGGGUCAAAUGUGGGCUCGGAGCGCGUCGUGCUCCUGUCCGCCAUGGGCUGUACCAAGGAGAUAUGGCUCCUGGCAAGGUACCUGACGAUGGCGUUUACUAGUGAGAGCGGGGUGAGGAAGCAGGAUGCCUCGCUGGUGUUCACAGCGGUGGCCGGGAACCCCGUGGGCGUCGACCUGGCCUGGAACUACCUUCAGGAACACUGGCCACACAUACUCCAAUACUUGGGUCCCGGCUCGCCCCACCUCUCCAGGAUGAUCAAAGCUGUCACUCAAGGCUUCAACACCCGCCUGCAGGUGCAGCAGCUGGAAAAGUUCAAAUCUGACAAUGCAAAUCAACUGGGGUCAACUACCCGAGCUCUUGACCAGUCAUUAGAGUCUGCCAAGCUUAACGUGGCCUGGAUGAAGAAGAAUUACGACUCCAUCUUGGCUUGGCUCAAUGGCAGAGGCUAUGAUCACACGCUGAAGGCCUGAUGUAUUACACCAAAAGAUUUAGCCCCCAAAUAAUUUGAUCUAUUUAUUUAUAUACAGUACAUUGGUGUGUGUAUAUUUUGAAUGGAAUAUAUUAACUUUGUAAAUGUGUUUGUAUAUGUAAUUUUGCUAAUGCGCACGUAGUUACGUGGUUUGCAGUGUUGUUAGCCCUGUGGCCCUCAACCGUUCCUGAUACGUGAGUUGACAUGGCUCUGAAAUUAUUUUUUGUUGCCCGGUGUUGCACUUUCUCCAGAGCAGCUAUGUUAUUCUGAA
This is a messenger RNA of Procambarus clarkii (red swamp crayfish), 3300 nucleotides long. NCBI's taxonomy places the organism in Eukaryota, Metazoa, Arthropoda, Malacostraca, Decapoda, Cambaridae. The record is from RefSeq and is a predicted model, not a curated record.